Molecule: messenger RNA, 1285 nt
Organism: Monosiga brevicollis MX1
Lineage: Eukaryota; Choanoflagellata; Craspedida; Salpingoecidae
Exons: 1
Coding region: 29-1156 (375 amino acids)
Source: RefSeq, a predicted model, not a curated record
AGUUCUCUUCAACCCCACAACCGCCGCCAUGGAUGAUGAAGUUGCUGCCCUCGUUGUUGACAACGGCUCCGGCAUGUGCAAGGCCGGCUUUGCCGGUGACGACGCACCCCGCGCCGUCUUCCCCUCGAUUGUCGGCCGUCCCCGCCACCAGGGUGUCAUGGUCGGCAUGGGCCAGAAGGACAGCUACGUCGGUGACGAGGCUCAGUCCAAGCGUGGUAUCCUGACCCUCAAGUACCCCAUUGAGCACGGUAUCGUGACCAACUGGGACGACAUGGAGAAGAUCUGGCACCACACCUUCUACAACGAGCUCCGCGUUGCCCCCGAGGAGCACCCCGUGCUGCUGACUGAGGCUCCCCUCAACCCCAAGGCCAACCGUGAAAAGAUGACCCAGAUCAUGUUUGAGACGUUCAACACGCCCGCCAUGUACGUUGCCAUCCAGGCCGUGCUUUCCCUGUACGCCUCUGGCCGUACCACCGGUAUCGUGCUCGACUCUGGUGAUGGUGUGACCCACACCGUGCCCAUCUACGAGGGUUACGCUCUGCCCCACGCCAUUCUGCGUCUUGAUCUGGCUGGUCGCGAUUUGACCGACUACCUGAUGAAGAUUCUGACUGAGCGCGGUUACUCUUUCACCACGACCGCCGAGCGCGAGAUUGUGCGUGACAUCAAGGAGAAGCUGUGCUACGUUGCUCUUGACUUUGAGCAGGAGAUGCAGACUGCUGCCUCUUCUUCUUCUCUGGAGAAGAGCUACGAGCUGCCCGAUGGCCAGGUGAUCACCAUUGGCAACGAGCGCUUCCGCUGCCCCGAGGCGCUCUUCCAGCCCUCUUUCCUGGGCAUGGAGCAGACUGGCAUCCACGAGGCCACUUACAACUCGAUCAUGAAGUGCGACGUCGAUAUCCGUAAGGAUCUGUACGCCAACACUGUGCUGUCGGGUGGUACCACCAUGUUCCCCGGCAUUGCCGACCGCAUGCAGAAGGAGAUCACGGCCCUGGCUCCCUCGACCAUGAAGAUCAAGAUCAUUGCCCCCCCGGAGCGCAAGUACUCUGUCUGGAUUGGUGGCUCCAUCCUUGCCUCUCUGUCCACCUUCCAGCAGAUGUGGAUCUCCAAGCAGGAGUACGACGAGUCUGGCCCCUCCAUCGUCCACCGCAAGUGCUUCUAAAUUAACUAGUCGCAUCCUUCAAUGUUGUGCGAGCUGUCGCAUCCUGAUGCCUUGAUGGUUUUUCUUGAUGCUUGACGCUUUUGUGCAUGUAAUCCCCAUUCCAAAAACAUAAUCGAAAUUCGAAUCCCA